This is a messenger RNA of Westerdykella ornata, 1262 nucleotides long. RefSeq lists its product as uncharacterized. The record is from RefSeq and is a predicted model, not a curated record. The coding region runs from base 1 to 1182 and encodes 393 amino acids. The transcript has a single exon. NCBI's taxonomy places the organism in Eukaryota, Fungi, Ascomycota, Dothideomycetes, Pleosporales, Sporormiaceae. Gene Ontology annotation, cellular component: nuclear envelope; nuclear membrane. Gene Ontology annotation, biological process: nuclear envelope organization; lipid homeostasis.
AUGUUCAGGCCGACAGGUCCACACUCCGUACUCGACUCGUCCUCCAAAAGCGCUUUCCACACCCCGAACCGACCACAGCUGCGCGAGCCCCAUUCGGAACACUUCUUGUUUUCGCAGCAGAAGCCAUUGACGGCAGUGCCAGCGCAUCUGCAGAACAGCCCUUGGGAGCCGCGUACACCCUCGAAUACCUUUGACUUCAGUUCAGGCGGAGAAACGCCAAAUACGCCUGCACAGGAGAGCGAGUGCGCGACACCGGACACACAGAUAGCGGAGAGGAUGGGCCGUUUGAUGAGCGGAGAGGAGCUGAGCACAAGUCCCAAGAAGAAUCGGCGUGACAGCUGGAUGGCUCUCAAAUCCGUGUUUUCGUCCAGCUCCAGCCCUGCAAAGGAGACCCGGAAACCGUACAGUACCAAAGCCGAACAUCGGGUGAUGAAGCGUCGCUCCAAGAACCGAAAAAGCAACUUGCGGGACGGCUAUGAAUCGGACAACACGCAGCUAGGUAUACACACCGGUAACCACCAGAACACAGAGAGACCUGGCUACGCGCGCCAGGCCGGCGACCUCCUCUCCUGGGUUGAGGCUCACCCGCAGCUGCCAUCGGUGUUAUCGACCUGGUUUCAACUCAUAGUGAACGCCCUUCUCGGCCUAACGGUUCUCUACAUCAUCUAUAUAUUUUACUCUGGUGUUCAAGCAGACAUAGGUAUCGAGGCGAAGAAGCAUGAAGCUGAAGCCAUGCGGGAGAUUUCCGUCUGCCACAAGUCAUACCGCGAGAAUCGCUGCGAUCCCGACACACGAGUCCCCGCCAUGGAGUCUGCUUGUGGAGCUUGGGAAGUGUGCAUGAGUCGCGACCCAAAAGCAAUCGCCCGAGCCAGCGUUUCUGCGAAAACUUUCGCCCAGAUAUUCAAUGCAUUUGUCCAGGAAUUCAGCUACAAGAGCAUGGUAGGCCUAGUCUUCUUCUUCCCCCUUUUGUACCUUUCCAUCAUCUUACCCCUGGAGCGAAAUCGUCGUUUAAACUGUCAACAUCGUCACGAUGAUUCAUCACGUCAUCCUCCUGCGAGUCCUGGGUCAGGCUUCUGGUUCCAGAAGGCGGUAGACGGACAAAAGUGGCGGAUUGAGCAGCACGAGCAGCAGAAGGAGCGGAAGGGGCACAAGUGUGACUUGCCAUUGCUGCGGCAAGAGUAGCGUAUCUCUUCCUAUAACUGUGGCUUGACGAACCCCUUGAGCACCAUGGACUCGUACAACAUUUCCCAAUAUGGCUGACC